AUGGCUGAUAAGGGUAAUGCGGUUGGACCUCAACACCAUAUUCCUCCACCGAAAACACAAGGUGCUGCCACUGGUGGACAACAACUGUCGGCAACGGCCGGACAGUUCGUCGACAAAAUUGAUCCGUUCUCGAAAAGAGGCACGAGUAAGCGACGUCGCAGAUUAGUGAAUAGCAGUAGGUAUCAUCCAGAAAAUGAACCUGAAUUAGUGCAGCUUCCACUCAUUAAAGGUUAG
Messenger RNA from Anisakis simplex (herring worm), 234 nucleotides. NCBI's taxonomy places the organism in Eukaryota, Metazoa, Nematoda, Chromadorea, Rhabditida, Anisakidae. The record is from the annotation of a GenBank genome assembly.